This is a messenger RNA of Protopolystoma xenopodis, 1068 nucleotides long. The record is from the annotation of a GenBank genome assembly. Lineage: Eukaryota; Metazoa; Platyhelminthes; Monogenea; Polystomatidea; Polystomatidae.
AUGGGGACGCCAGCAGUACCGCCCAAUCUGGUCCCUCACUCUCCCCUCAACUCGAACUGGCUACCCGCUUACCCACCAUCAGGUUGGCCCCCUCGUUUGUGCUCCGGACCACCGGGUCCACCCACAAAACCUGCCGCAGCCGUAACCAUGACUACUACCACCGCCUCAGUUACUGCCAACGCCUCGGCUCAGGCUCCGCUUUCACGCUCUGGCCCCCUCACGACUGGACAAAUCGGCCACGAAACCACUCUAUACUAUCCAGCCUCUAUAGAUAAACAGUGUGUCGGGAUGUCGUCAAAUAAACCAAGCAACACGGUCGCCAAGGUAUUCCAUCGUCUCAUCACACAAACCACCACCGCAAGCCCCAACACAGUCCUACCAGCGAGCCUGCACACGAGUCCCCACAGUGGAUUUGGGCCGCCUCCCCUAUCAGCCUUGGCCUCUGGCCACAUGAGGCUUCCUUCAAUGCUUUCAGAGAGUCCGUCUACAGGCGGACAACAACUACAGGCCAGUCAUCCGUUGCACCACAACCAACCUCAGUACCUUCACCAACCCACCUAUCCCCAUUAUCAGCUCUAUCUGGACUGCCAACAGCAGUACCGACAACCAUAUCCCUCGAGUAUGCCAUAUUCUGCUCAACAGACUGGCCAGGUCUAUUUCACUCCUCUUCAACAGCACCACAAAUACCUUCAACCACAACCACUAGCCCCAGCACCACCUUCACCUCCACCUUCUUCACAGUUGGCCUCGGGACAAUCGUUCCACAACCAGGCCCAUGUUUAUCCCACCCAUCAGCAGCAAAACCAACUCGCAAAGUCGAUGCCGCCUCAGACGAGUGAACCAACAGAGUCUGGAGGCCCUUUAACCCUGCGAGAAUCUGUGGCAUCGACGGCGGUAGAUGCGAGGACGGCCCAGCGCUACCACCUCGCCUAUCGACAGUCAAUGGCGCCUGAAGCGGGGGCAGAUGCACCGGAAGGACGGAGCUGGAAGGGCUUUUAUGAGACGUCAGAAGGCAGGCCAGAAUUAGAAUCGACAAAAAGAUGGGCAAUGAGCCCGAGGGAAAAUCAG